UUCUCCUUCUUCCAGUCUCACAACAGUGUUCCCUCCAUUUUCCGCCGCAUCCUCGGUCGCCGCAACCGCCAAUCCCUAUUCGACGACCACCGCCGCCGGGCGAUCCGGCGCUUUCCUCCCCGUACGGACCCAACCUGUAUGGCCGGGAAAGCCUCCUCCGUGGAGCGCGUGAAGGACCGUGCCACCGGCCUCGACAAGUUCGUCCUCCGCGAGGCCCGCGGCAGCUCCGCCGAGGUAUUCUUGUAUGGAGGCCAAGUAACCUCUUGGUACAAUACCUAUGGAGAACAGCAGCUUUUUGUCAGCAAGAAGGCUUCUUUCAAACCACCAAAAGCGAUUCGUGGAGGCAUACAAAUUUGUUUUCCUCAAUUAGGGAACCACGGAGUUCUUGAACAGCAUGGAUUCGCGAGGAACCGGUUAUGGAGUGUUGAUGAAAGUCCUCCUCCUUUUCGAGAUACCACUUAUGACUGUCAUAUCGACUUGAUACUCAAACAGUCUGGAGAUGAUUUGAAGAUCUGGCCACACAGUUAUGAACUCCGUUUGCAAGUUGCUCUUAGUCCAAGGGGAGAUCUGAUCCUCACAUCUCGAAUAAAAAAUAGCAAUGCCGAUGCCAAGCCAUUCCAGUUUUCGUUUGCAUACCACACAUAUUUCUCAGUCUCUGAUAUCAGUGAAGUAAGGGUUGAGGGUUUGGAUACCUUGGACUAUCUUGAUAACCUGCAAUCGAAGAAACGUUGUACUGAACAAGGCGAUGCAGUUGUAUUUGAAUCUGAAGUGGACAGGGUAUAUUUGAGUGCUCCACCAAAGAUUGUGACCAUUGACCAUGAGAAAAAAAGGACAUUUGUUUUAAGGAAAAAGGAACUUCCUGAUGUUGUUGUUUGGAACCCAUGGGACAAGAAAGCAAAAGCAAUGCCAGAUUUAGGGAGUGAGGAGUACACAUGCAUGCUAUGUGUAGGGGCGGCUUGUAUUGAGAAACCAAUUACUUUAAGGCCUGGUGAAGAGUGGCAAGGAAGGCAGGAAAUUUCCUCUGUUCCAUCCAGUUACAGCAGUGGACUGUUGGAUCCUGAACAGUUUCGACAGAUGCAACAUAUCUGAUUUUUUGGAUGAUUGAACGAGAUGAAGUGUCUCCAGUGUCAAUAAGAUAAUCUGAACGGACUUCCAGCUUUCCCUUUCGUGUUCCAGUCCAAGUUGCCUGUAGUUUUUCUGGAGCAGCAUUGGAUUUAAAAUCUUCAUUUUGUGUUAUUAAAGGAAAGAUCGGUGGAGAGUUUUUAUUUGUUUUGUGGGACUUUUAUGUGUCAUUCGUAAUCACCUUCCAAAAGUAGGCCGAUUUGACUUGCAGUA
This is a messenger RNA of Lolium perenne, 1335 nucleotides long. RefSeq names its product putative glucose-6-phosphate 1-epimerase. NCBI's taxonomy places the organism in Eukaryota, Viridiplantae, Streptophyta, Magnoliopsida, Poales, Poaceae. Gene Ontology annotation, biological process: carbohydrate metabolic process. The record is from RefSeq and is a predicted model, not a curated record. Gene Ontology annotation, molecular function: glucose-6-phosphate 1-epimerase activity; carbohydrate binding. Gene Ontology annotation, cellular component: cytoplasm.